Mesorhabditis belari is the source of this 651-nucleotide messenger RNA. NCBI's taxonomy places the organism in Eukaryota, Metazoa, Nematoda, Chromadorea, Rhabditida, Rhabditidae. The record is from the annotation of a GenBank genome assembly.
AUGGAUUUCGAGGAAGUUCGGCAGAAGGUGCAAUCGUUGCUUCCAGCCGAGCAAGGAUUCGAGGUUUACCCCUUCAGAAUUGGCGCCUACAAUGCUUCGGUCACCAAAGAGUUUUACUUGUCCUACGAUUCCGGAUUCACUCGGACUUCUUGUGCUCUCGACUCCGAACAUAAUCCAAUCGCCGAUUUCCUUAACCAUCGAUUGAAAACCGUUGAAGAUCAAUUGAAUGGACAAAGCUAUGAAGUCUUUCACGAUCAUUCCAUGUGGCCAAAUAGACGUCCAAAAAUCGUGAUGUGCACGUGUGGACACGUGGCUGGAGCCGCUUACUAUUAUCAGCCAAAGACUUUUGCGUCGGAAAUUUGGCCAUCAGCGCAGGAAAUGGCACCGAAUUGCAAAUUCAUCGGUCUCUCACUUCAUCCAAUCUAUGGAGGCCACUUUGCUUUUCGAUUUGCGAUUCUUUUCAAGGAAAUUAAGGUUCCAAAUGAUUUUGUUGAGCCAAAACCGCAAAUGAUUACACUGACGGACGAGGAAGCUCGUGAAGCUCUGGAUUUGUUCAAUUAUCACUGGAUGGAUUCACGAUUCCGAGAUGUCGGUUCACCUGAAAAACGCUAUUCCAAGUUGCAGAUGAACUAUUUUUGGGACGCCACCAGC